UUCGGAAAUUCAUUCCAUUCGUAAAUUUUUACUGAAAAAAAAGAAAUUUUGAUAUUAAAUGAUCAAAUCAAUAUCGAAAAAAAACAACAGCAACAAUGUUCAUUUCAAAAUUAUCAAUGAGAAUAUUUAUUCUCGCCAUUUAUUUAUAUGGUCAAUUGUUCAUACAAAUUAUUUCGUGUUCAAAUAGUCAAUUAAUGGAACGAUUAAAAGUUCCACCACGUUUUGGUAAACGACAAUUCGAUAGUAAAGAAUUAUAUUCGGAUAAUGACAAAAUGUUUACAAAUGAUAUGAUUGAACAUCGAUUAUUACCAACGAUGGAUCAACAACGAAUAUCAAUAUUGAAUACGGAUACAUUUCAACCUUCUUUCAUAUGCAAAAUGAUACGACAAGGACAAUAUUAUAAUCUUCAAUGUUUUAAUUCGAUUGUUUCGUAAUUUGUUUCGAACGUUCGAUUUUUUCAUCAAAUUCAUUCAUUUCAUGAAUCAUAAAAAUUUUCACGGACAGAUGGCGAAACUGUUGUCUGUACAUUAU
This is a messenger RNA of Dermatophagoides pteronyssinus (European house dust mite), 531 nucleotides long. RefSeq lists its product as uncharacterized. The record is from RefSeq and is a predicted model, not a curated record. Lineage: Eukaryota; Metazoa; Arthropoda; Arachnida; Sarcoptiformes; Pyroglyphidae.